Messenger RNA from Porites evermanni, 1945 nucleotides. NCBI's taxonomy places the organism in Eukaryota, Metazoa, Cnidaria, Anthozoa, Scleractinia, Poritidae. The record is from the annotation of a GenBank genome assembly.
AUGUCGUCCGUGUCGGCCUUGGUUAAGGCCCAUUGGCUCCGUCAGCUGAUGCUCCAAAGCCCAAAACAUCUCCGAAUUUUAGACGCGUCUUUGCAACUCUCAAAAGAAAAUCGCGAUGCAAGACAAGAGUUUCUCGCCCAUCGCAUUCCAGGGGCCAAGUUUUUCGACGUUAAUGAAUGUGCAGAUAAGUCCUCACCCUACGCGCAUAGGCUGCCAAAUGCCGAAGAAUUCGCAGACUGCAAACGAAAUCUUGGUAUCCGCAAUGAUAGUUACGUUGUUAUCUACGAUAACAACGAUAAAGUUGGUCUUUACUCCGCGCCUCGAGCCUGGUGGAUGUUUCGUGCAUUUGGUCAUCAUUCGGUGUCAGUUUUGGACGGUGGGUUUCCUCGCUGGUGCGCGGAAGGUUUUCCAAUCGAAUCGGGCCCAGAAAAAAACACAGCAGCGGUCCAAGGUACUUAGUAAAUCUUAGCCUGACAUUGAGAUCAUCCUUAGCCUGUUCACAGACCCUCUAUAUUAUCUUCAAAGUCCGUCGAGCUCGGGUGAUAAAAUCUAAACCGCAGCGGAUUUAUUGACCGCCAGCACAAGGCGGUAGUUGUAGGGGAAGAAGUUCUCUUUUUUUCUCGCGCGCUUGCUUUGUUCGCGAGCUCGCCGAUGUUUUUGAAAAGAACGAAAAAAAAAAUUAAAAUAAAUAAAACAACGUCUGUGUUCAGGCUAGAUCAUCCUAGUCUGCUACACAGCCGUUUUUGUGCCGUCACGCAACGCUCCUCCACGCGUGACGACCCUAAAAAUGGCCGUGUAGCAGACUAACAUAAUCCGUGACGGAUGUACUUUUUGCCGUUCGGCUUGCGCAAAACCGCCUAUGAGGGGGAUGGGGUUGUAUUCCCCGUAAAUUUGGACGAUGCGGCAUGCUACUAGGGGACCAAAAUAUGUGAUUUCCUCUACCCUAUUUUCAGAUCCAACGCAAACGUGUGACCAGACACCCGCGUACACAGCGUGGUGGAUUCCUGGUGGACACCGUCUUAAAAUGUUUUCCCUAGGUAAUCAUUCCCGGUUUCCCACCUUUUCUCGCUGUCUUAGGUCAUUAUUUUCCUGUAAACGGCGUUGUAGCUCCCAAUACUGAAUAACGCCACUAAGAGGCAAAAGUACUUUGCAAGAUUCAUUGUAAAGCCUCAAGAUGAGUGCUGUAUGUGCUCCUUUAUGUUAACAAUUUAAGGUUAAGUGUCCAAGAACUCAUAAAAUUCAUUUUAAAAAAUUUGGGGGGAAGGUGGAUUGCCCGGAACAUCCCCCAGGAUCCACACUGGGAAUGGAGUCCUGCUCUUAGUUAUAACUAACCACUUCUUUUCGGACCAAAUUUUUCAAAAAAGUUGGUGAUAAAAACGAAAGAUUUAAUAAGCGUGGCCUAAAUGAGUAAAAAAAUGUAGUUGAAUUAUAGCUUGCCUGACCGGUUUUGCCGGCACUUUUUUUUACAGGUGAUGAGUCAUACCGAGCCAUCUUGAAUACCGACACCCUCUGUAACUUUGAUUUCGUGAAAGCCAAUAUAUCACAGCAAACCUACCAAGUAGCUGAUGCAAGGUCCCCCGAACUGUUCCACGGUUCUGAAACAGAGCCACACCCAAAUCUUCCAUCGGGUCAUAUCCCACAUGCUAUUAACUUUCCUUACACCAAGUGUCUGAAUCCUGAAACAAAACUCAUGAAAACUCCUGACGAGUUAAAGAAAUUGUUCCAAGACGCAGGAAUUGAUCUUGACAAACCCCUCAUUGUAUCCUGUGGAUCUGGGAUCACAGCAUGUGUGGUAGCCUUCGCUUCACAUCUUUGUGGAAAGACGGACACCAUAGUGUAUGAUGGCUCAUGGGAGGAGUGGCGUCAGCGGGCUUCUUCCGAUUUGAUUGAAAAAGAUGAAAAACAGGCUUCGAGUAGCGUUUACCUUGAGAGAAAAAAGGGUUAA